Molecule: messenger RNA, 4717 nt
Organism: Tigriopus californicus
Lineage: Eukaryota; Metazoa; Arthropoda; Copepoda; Harpacticoida; Harpacticidae
Product: GATOR complex protein WDR59-like
Exons: 8
Coding region: 617-4501 (1294 amino acids)
Molecular function (GO): protein binding
Source: RefSeq, a predicted model, not a curated record
UCAUUCCUGCGAAACAAACUCUAAAACUUGAAAAUCAGUUUUUGGACUCCAUUUUGCCAUCUGAAAUUGUCCUUUUUUGUAAACGUAUUUUGAAACCCUUAAUAAUGUUUUUAAUGUUUUUUGGUCAAACCCGAUGACUUGUGUUUUGGCUUUUAUUACCUUCAUUGUUUUGAAAAUUAGAGCAGUAACCUCUCAAAGAAUGAAGAGACAGCUGUGUCUUGAAGCACGGCGGCAGCUGUUGGUUUUCCCUUCACUUCUCCAAUGUGUGUGGAUGGCGAACGUACUACAUAAUGCAUGUAGAUGUACGUAUGUUGUUGUACACUAUGAUGUGAUACAUACAUAGAUAGACAGACGCCUGUGUUGAUUGCCUGAGGUGGUGUAUCUGUACGAGGAUCAAUCCAUCAACCAGUCCUACCCAUUUAAUGAAUUUUGAGAUAGAUAGGGGAUAAUGGAUCCAUCAACUAACCACCUCGUGGACAGACCACCCCAGAAAUCUUGUCCAGGAGGUCUCAGUAUCAAGGGGGUCUUGGAUCUUCCCCCAAUGGCAAUUCAAAGCCAAGCUUGACUACCGUUCCUUUCUUUGUCGUUGGGGUGUGGCGCCUAAACCCCGAUCGUCAUGCCCGUGUUCAACUCGAUCCAGAGCUUUCUUAAGCCGUCCUCGGGCCUAUUGACCACUUCGCCCCCGCCACGGCCCUCGCCUCCGUCCCAACGUCCAAUCCCCAUUGAAGCGUUUCCUCGACCUGCGGUCAUCCGCCCCACGUCGUGGUCCGGGUCCAGGUCUAGAACGCAUCAAGGACCGGCCCCAAGCAUGUCCCCAAGCUUGACCCCAUCCGUCAGCCCCGGGGAGGCGCUCCAGGCCAAGUCCCCCCCAGCCUCACGCCUCCACUACGGUCAUCGAUCCGUCAAUGAGUUUGAUUUGGAGUGGGAUUCUGACAAUCCCGUGCUAUCCAUUCAGCUACACGACUUGGUCACGCCCGAAUGUAAUGCCAUGGGGGUUAAUCCCUCCGGGGGUCUAGCCAUGAUAGCCGGACGUCAAAACUACAUCCUGGUUGAUCUGGAUCAACCCGAUCGAGUCAAGGCCAUCCAUAGUCGUCCCAUUCGACAGGCCAUUCCUGAGCUGCAGUUCAAUUACGCCGUGGAAACAUUGGCCGCCGUGGCCGUGGAGAAAAAGGUUGAGAUUGUCGAUUGGGGUCCGGCGGGCGACUUGCGCUGCCUCACCAAAUUCGCUUUUCAUGCCAAACCCGUCACGGAUUUAAGUUGGCACGAACACAACACUUCGUUGUUGGCCACCAGCGGCGCGGACAAAUACAUCAAUAUCUGGGAUUAUCGCCAAAAUUUGGAUGUACCCGUAUGUCAGUUCGAAUCAAUGGUGGUGGGUGCAACCCAGGCCGUGUGGGAUCGCCAGGACCCGCACACACUGGCUAGUGCUCACUAUGGUGAGAUUCGGUUGUGGGACUUGCGAUAUCCUCAGCGUUGCAAGAAAUACAUCAACGCCCAUAAGGAGCAGAUCUUGGCCUUGGACUACAGUGCGAAUCGCCGAGGCCAUUUACUUAGUUCCAGUAGUGAUUACACCGUCAAGUUUUGGAAUGUCUGGCAAUCAUGUGAGGAGCCACGCGAGGUCAUCAACGUGCCUCACGCGCCGGUUUGGAAAAUGAGGUACACGCCCUUUGGCGAAGGCGUAAUUACCCUCUGCACUAAGGCUUUGUACAACGAAAGCAAUAACUUGAGCUUGUGGAGUGCCCACAAUCUGGAUUGCCCGGUUCAUACCUUUUACGGGCAUACGGACCGGGUCAUGGAGUUUUGUUGGCGAAACAUAAACCCGUCCAAUGAUAGGAAUGAGCUCCAACUUGUAACGUGGUCCAAAGAUCACUUGCUCAAGAUCUGGCCGAUUGGGAACUACAUAGUGGAUAAAGUGGGAUCCCCUGACGAGGACAAUGAUGAAGACGAAACUAAUGACAUCGUGCCAGUAGAACCCAAUGAUGAUCGAGUCAGCCGAGAAUCCUCUGUCGAGGUCUUGGAAUCGGGCGUGGAUAUGAAUUCUGAAGAGGAUCCCACUUCGGGAUCGUUCCAACUUCAAUCAACCGACCCGAUGUCCACUAGUGGUUCGUUGGAAACGACGUCAACGUGCUCGCCAAUGAAGGCCAAUAUUGAUUUCUGUUCGCUGAUCCCGGGAAUAUCCGAAAACAUAUUCCGCGUCGAUCCAGCACUGUCUGUGAUUGACAACUUGUCACGAGAAGGUAAUUCCUCAUCUCCUUCGUUGCGGCUGACCGGUAACUCGUCCAUCUCGUCGGACUUGGAUCAAACUAUGGCCUCAUUAGAAGAGGACGACACGGUGCCCGAGCUCAAAUCGUCCUCCAUGAAGGUUAAUCGAGCGGAAUUCCCCGCCGACCCCUUUUGGCAAGAUUACGUUCCCGGAUCUAUCAAGACCGUUCGAAGUAAAAGUAUGGAAGAGUCUGUGGUAGAGGUGGUAAUGGAUUUAGCAUCGUCCAUUCCGGCGGCAUUAUUUGCUAAGCCACAGCCCAAUAAUUUGGGCGAGGAAAUCAAGUCCCUUACUCUAAGUAGUAACGUCAAUUUUGACCGAUUGGAUCUCGAGGGCAAGCAUUGUGUGCUUCUUGCCAAAACCGUGCGUCACUUGUUUUACCUUAGUGUCGACUUCCCGGAUGACUACCCUUGGGCUUCUCCACCAAAAUUCCGUUCCUUGAGGAACACCACCAUGCCUUCGGAUCAGGUAAAUCCCAUUUUGUCCCGUCUUCGAAGGACUGCCCAACAUCAGACGGAUCGGCGACGACGUUGUCUCGAGAUGUGUGUCCGCCAAUUUGAGAUCGCAAUUGAUACUUACAUUCAAGGGGAAAAGGGCAACGUGGGUGAAAAAUAUGUAUCGCCAUUCAACGUCUUGGGUGGACUAAGGGAUGCAAACGUACCAUUUCCACGUGUGACCGGGGCACGAUUUUGUGGCUUUGAUAAGCUAGUGAUUUUUACUUGUCCCCAGGACGUGCAUAUACAGGUUCAGUGUCAAGGUGUGGAUAAGAAAAUUCCACGUAACUUUUCCACUAUCACCAACAAGGAAUCCGGUUCGUUAUUUCAAACGCCUUCCAAAUCCCGAAAAUCGGCCCAGAGCAUGGCUUAUGAAAGACGUUAUAGCAAGAACCGAAUGAGUUCCACUGGAUCGUCAACAUCCGAAGUUGAUAUGCCACUUGGUCCAACAACUAUCCUUUCGAACAAAAAUGGUGGUGCACUCUUUGGAGCCGAGGAAAAGGAUAGCCGAGGGGAUGUCCCGUGGACGCGCGUAAAAAUCUUCAAUGUGCGGAAAAGUCUCCCCUAUGACAUGGAUCUGGCUAUGAGUUACCGGCUCAUGAAGGGACCAGGGCACGAGUUGGCCGGAAUGAACGCUGGAAUCGCAAAAAACUUGCACAAAGGGGUUGCUGCCAAUGCAUGGGCGUUAGUUCAUAGCGCCAUCAAGUUUCCCAAACUGGUUGAAAAGCGAAUCCAGCAAAAUCCAAGCGGGCGAUGUAAGAAUACGAACCAAAGUUGCAGUUGUCCGUUACUCUCUGAAAAUGAGGUGCUUCAAGGUGAGACGAACCGUAGCCUGAGCUUCAAAAGCGAGCGGCCCUUGGCCAAGUUUCAUAUGGGUCGACAAUUGUUGGAACAAAUGAUCGAUCAUCUGAUUCAACAUUGCGACAUUGUGACCGCUGCUAGUAUUCUCUGCGUACUCGAUCCGCCUCAUCCCAGACCUCAUCCUCAAGCACUGAUCCGGCAUAAGGGGAGUCGCUCGGAGUGUCCGCAUUUGGAUACGGGUAGAGAUGGUGCUAUGGAGUAUGAGGCGUUCAAUGAUGUGGAUUUCACUUCAAAUGGGAAUCAUAAUCUUCAUUCUCAUCAUAAUUCUCAUCCCUACCACACACACACCAACCCCAACCCCCAACCCCCCACACACGUUUAUCAUCAAUAUCCGCAUUCGCACCCCCACCACCAACACCAUCAGCGUCAUAGCUCGGAUCCGAACACUAGGGAAGGAAAUAUUGCGAUAUCUCUUGUCGAUGAUCGUGCUGAUCAAAAAGAAGUUGAUGUUGAUGAUGAAGAUUGGGACCAAGCAGCCACUCUCAUCGAUCCAACCCAUGUGCGGCGGAACGAUGAACUCAAAAAGACUUACCGAACAUUGUUACACUCGGCGGGCUUUUACCUCAAGGCCACAGAGGUGGGAAAGUUUAUCCACUUCUGCGAUGAAACCAUUACUUGCAAAACCACCAUGGAACAUCCAUGCACACAAUGUGGAAAUCUAGUUUUGGGAUUGACAUGCUCCAAAUGCAAGUUCAAAGAUCGACAUUCAAUUUGUGCUAUAUGUCAGACGUUUGUCAAGGGAUUAAGCAUUUAUUGUUUCUUCUGCGGCCACGGUGGGCACAUGAAUCAUGUUCGCUCUUGGUUCAUGAGAGGUAGCCUUUGUGCUGCGGGAUGUGGAUGCAAAUGUGAAUUCACCAUGUUAGCCGAGGAGUUUGUGAAACGCUGAACCCAAAACCUUAUCCUCCAUGUGUUCUUUGAGCCAGACCAGCCUGCAUUUUUGUUUUCUAUCGUCAUUAUCCUCUUUGUUUUCCUAGUCCUGUGUAGACAGCUUUGCAACAUCUUCUGGAUUUUCAUACAUAAAUAUCAAAGACUACUUUUUCACAAUUUAUAUAUUUGUUGCGGGAAAGACUGCACCAUCAAUAAACACACUUUUGGAAACAGA